GUGAAGAGAAAACCCGACUACUUGUUCUUCCUUAGAACUCACUCAUUACGACCAACUUCAUCUUUUCCACCAGCUCCACCUUCCAAUUCUCCACUGAUUCUUCUUCAUAAUCCAUCUAUAUGUUCAGGUAGAACUUGGGGAUCAUCGCCGUUGAUACUCCUUAGAUUACAAUCCACGCAACAACAAAGGAUGAAAUUGGGCAGGCAACAACACCAACAAGAACAUCAGCGUUUGACCACUUCAAUUAGGAGUAAGGCUGCUCAUUUUGUGACUGAUCUUACCACAGUUCUUCUUAAUCCAAUAUCUGACAAACCCUCAUCCAAUCCCUCACCUCGCACUGGAGAUGCGAGUAGUGAACCAAGGAGAAAUACACAACAAUGUAGCUCAGAGGAAGAUGUCCCGGUGUUGGUUGAUGGUCCAGAUACUUCCUCUUUCACCGCAUUUCUCUAUUCAUUUUUGUCCCCGGGAAGAUCAGGAAAUGAGUCUGAGUAUGCCGGAUGGAAUGAGAACAGAAAUGAUGCACCAUCCACAAACGUUUUGUUAAAAGAAAAUAGCGGAAAGAAAGGUCUUUUCUCUAGGGGGAAACAGUCACUUGGCAAGGCUCUCUCUCAGGCUGCUAGGUUUGGUGGGUAUCGGUCCCAUGCCUCUGGGAAGGUAAACACCGAAUCCAAGAUUGAUGACACGAAAGAAACGACCUCUCAAUUUGGCACUGAUUUGGGGGUUCCUGUGGAAAGUCCGAGUGAGCCUUUUCCGUGUGAUAAACUUCCAAAAAUGUCAGAACCUUCACAGCUUAUGACCGAAGAUACACGAAGUGCUCUUUAUGUUGCACUCCCUUCUCUCAGUCAAGGAAAGAAAUGGGUCUUACUAUACAGUACGUGGAGGCAUGGUAUAUCUUUGUCAACUUUAUAUAGAAGAAGCAAUCUUUGCCCCGGGCUGAGCCUGCUGGUCGUUGGAGAUCGUAAAGGUGCGGUUUUUGGUGGUUUAAUUGAGGCACCCUUGAGACCAUCAACAAAGAAGAGAUACCAGGGAUCAAAUAAAACGUUUGUUUUUACAAAUACAUCUGGUCGUCCUGUUAUAUUUCGUCCAACAGGUAUGAAUCGCUACUUCACUCUUUGCUCAACUGAGUAUUUAGCACUUGGUGGGGGAAGUCAUUUUGCAAUGUAUCUUGAUAGUGAUUUAUUGAACGGAUCAAGUUUGGCCUCAGAAACGUAUGGUAACUCUUGUUUGUCACACACUGAAGAGUUCGAAGUGAGAGAAAUUGAGUUGUGGGGGUUUGUAUACGCUUCAGAGUACGAAGAUGUGAUAUCUAUGUUGCGAACAGAGGCACCGGGGAUUUGCCGUUGGUAGCGUAACACCACAAGAUGGCCUUCAUUUUGUAUAUAUUUUUGACAACUUUGAUGUCUUCCAUUUGCUAGCAACUUGUUUGGUUUCAAAUAUGAGCUACUUAAAAAAAAACCAUGGCUUUCUAUUAUAUGGAAGAAAAAAUAACUUCAUUUUGUAUA
Molecule: messenger RNA, 1502 nt
Organism: Cynara cardunculus var. scolymus (artichoke)
Lineage: Eukaryota; Viridiplantae; Streptophyta; Magnoliopsida; Asterales; Asteraceae
Exons: 8
Coding region: 190-1347 (385 amino acids)
Source: RefSeq, a predicted model, not a curated record